Molecule: messenger RNA, 3296 nt
Organism: Linepithema humile (Argentine ant)
Lineage: Eukaryota; Metazoa; Arthropoda; Insecta; Hymenoptera; Formicidae
Product: DNA ligase 1
Source: RefSeq, a predicted model, not a curated record
GUUUUAAACGUAGCCAUUUUGUAAUGUCUAAGGUUUGGACGCCCUAGAACGCCAUUGUUCCAAAAAUUUGCCUGUCGACGUUUUAUUUCAGUCAAGUGCAUCUGUGUGUUAUCCAUCAUCGCAUAGUUUUUUCUAAAGAACCUGCAGUCGCAUUAUCUUGAUCAAUACGUCAGAAUAGGCGGAAUUUAUCGUAUCUAUUAUUCAAUAGAUCAAAAGAUUGAUCAUAACCGUGUUUUUGUCGCAAGAAGAAAAAGAGCUACUUCAGUUCGGCAAGACUAUUGAUGCUGUAUCUACUACAGCCUCUUUUCUUUCUCUGUCUUGCUCAUCGAUAAGUUGCAACCAUGAGUUAUGGUUACAAUAAGUACAGUUCUACUAUGAGUUCUCGAGGCCGUGGAUUCAGUUCUCGCGGUGGAGGUUCUUAUAGAGGCCGAGGCGGCGGUGGCGGAAAUGAUUGGAGUAGUAGUUCAGUUGGAGGAAAUAUAUCUAGAGGAGGUUAUUCAUCUUCUAGAGGUGGCAGAUUCAAAUAUUCAACAACAAGCUAUGAUUCUAGAUCGAAGUAUAAUUCAGGAGGAUCAGAAAGAUAUUCCAGCAGAGGUGGUCGUGGUGAGCAUUCCAACAGUUACAAAAGACCUCGCUACUUUUCGCAGGAUUCCUAUUCAGCAAGAGACGACCAUCGAUCCUCUAGCGAGUCCACACGUAAAAGAAUAAGAAGUGAUUCUUAUCAGGGUGGAGGUAGCGGUAGCGGCUCACAGAGGUAUUCGUCGUACGGUGGUUCAUCUGCAUCGGCGCCCUAUGACGAUAAUAAGGGAUCGUCAUCGUCCGCUGUAUAUGAGGACAAGAGACAGAGCGAACGCGCGUCGUCAUACCACCGUUCUGAGGAUCGUCAUUCCGCCUCACGGAACUAUGCACCUCCGCCGCCCCCUCGGAUUAGCGAAAUGGCACCACCGCCGACUCAGAGAUACACCUCGAGUCGCGGAAGAAUAUCGCAUCAGAGCUCAAAUUACAGAGGUCGUAUUUCGACCCGCGGCAGCAGCGGCAGAGGGGGUGCGUUUCACCGUGUGAGCUCUCGAUCGGACGUCAUCGUGGCUCGCAAGCGUGCCCUGCACUCGCUCGACUAUCGUCGAAAGCUACUGGGUUCACGCUCGCGAGACUACAUCCAGCGUAUGCGCUUGACCACUACCAAAUUGCGCAGGAGCGGUACUACUAGGCUACCCGGAAGUAAAAAGGACUCGGGAUCAGGAACCAGUGUGAAAGACAAGGAUAGAGAGAUGGCCAAAGUCAUAAACGCCGAGUUCUCCGACGACGACGAUGAGGAGGAUGAUAAUAAGAGCAAUUGGGACGACGAGGAAAAGCCGCACGAAGGCGACGAGGAGGAGGAACUGGAGGAGGAAGAGAAAAAGAAGGAGGAUAAACGCAAGAAGGAGAAACAGGACAGGGAACGGCAGCACACCGAGGAUGAAGAGGAAAAGGAUGAGGAUAUUAAAGAGGACGAUGAUCAGAAGCAGGAAGAGGAUGAGGACGACGAAGGCGACGACGAGGAGCGAGACGAGAACGAAAAAGCGGAGCGCGAGAGAACCGCGGGUUCCGAAGAACUGCCGAGCCGACGGGACGGCAGAAAGUUCAUCAAAUUGAAAUGUCCGCAUUGCGCCCAUCACAGCGUGACGUUUAAGGAAUAUUCGCUCCAUCUGUUCUCCGGCCGUCAUAGCGCGGCCAUGAAACGCAUCGCGGCUCGACAUAAGGCGACUCUCACGCGCAUGAGAGUUGUUCAACGGCAAGAGCAGAGACGUAUCGAGGCGCGCGAUGCAGCACGCGGCACUCUACCCUCGCGCACCAUGUUCUGUGCCAUUUGCAAAUUGAAUUACCGUUCCUUGAAAUCCGCUCAUCAAUUGUCAGAAUCUCACCGUCAAAUGAAACGAUUCCUCACACCGUUCUGCCGUGUUUGUCGCAUCCAAUUCCGAUCACCGAUGUUUUUCGAGACGCAUAUGUGUUCUCUGGAGCACAUCAAGAGGAAGAGUAUAUUGAGGGAAAGAAUGAACGCGAAUGGUAGCGGCGAAGCUGAAGCUGAUUCUAGCGCAGCUGAAGAAGAUGACAAGGAAGUUAAUCUUGAUAAUUUCAUGACCUUAGACUCCGUGGGUGACGUGGAUGAAGACGAAGAGUCUAAUGAUAAAAAGAAGGAAAAGGCUGAAGGUGAGAGCUCGAACGAGGAGAAGAAAUCAAAGAGCAAACAGAUGAUAAAAGUCGGCGCGGAGUACAUAAAGCGUGUCGAGGCACAAUAUUGCGAGUUGUGCAAAAUAUACUUAACUCGCAACGAAAGUACGGAAAAGGCAAUUGCUGCGCAUUGUUCCACCCGCAGCCAUCUUAAACGGUAUGUACGAGACAACGAUGACAAGGCGCUCAGGCGUCAAGCGGAAAGAAUACAUUUGCAAUCGUCGUCCUCUUCAACGAGUGUGAAUCCUACUAGCGCAACCGCGAGCAAUACAUUGGAGGUAGCAAAGACUUCUCCUGUCAACUCUGAGCCACAAGUAUCAGCGAAUAUCACAUCUGUCGUUACGCUUGAUAAUAACGGUGUUUGCGACGUGGAAUAUAUUAAGAUUGAAGAAGAAAAAUCGAGCAACGUGGAAUCCGAAAAGAACUUGAAAGAUGGUAAAAGCAAUCAGGGUGACGAAGAUGAUGAUGACGAUUAUCGCGCACAUGGUGGCGAUAAACGAACUUGGGACGAUGUCGAUAAGGAUCUAGGCGAUAUAUUGCGGGAAAGUGAAGCGGGGGCAUCAAAAUCGAGCGAUGACGAAGAUUCGCGAUACGAUCGUUUCCGCAAUUCGGACAAGAAGCAGCCUGGAAAAGAGAAAGAAAAUGAAAAAAAUGAAAUUCUCGACGAUAAGAGCGGUAAUAAGAUUAAAGAUGCAAAAAUCAAGAUUGAAAAGAUAGAUAUAUAAUAUUAUUGAGAUUUGUUUUUUGCUUUGAAUCAUUGAUUUGUUUGAAUUCAUUUCAAUUACUUUCUGAUCGUAAAUGUGUCUUAUUUCAGUGAUCAAUUUUUUUUGCAAAAUAUCACGCAGACGUAGACAAACACACGUGCAUACAUAAUUUUUUUAAAAAUUCAUAAAUGCACAGAAUAUAGAGAUCAGAACAAUACCAAUAUGAAAAAAACAAUAUAUUUUGUGGGAUUAUAAAUUAUUGUUUGAUUAUAUAAGAAUGGAGAGUCUCGUAUGCUUUAUUCUACACAGAAGGUUUUAAUAUUUUUAUAUCAAUUACAAAUUUUCAAAUUCAUUAUGAAUUUGAAAAUUUAUAAUUGAUAGAAU